CUGCACAAGCUCCUGUCGGAGACUUGCCACAUGCUCACAGCCGCUCACAAGACUACUUUAUUUACUACUUUCGGCUGCCUAACGAGGAACGAAAUACAAAUUUGUGGUCACAUGACCAGAAGGCCAGGUAGAGUUUCUUGCAAGAUAGAGUUACUGACAGACUCUAUGCUGAAACACACUGACUGUCCAAGGUACAAUGUUUUAUGGCAGAAGCAUGGACCUGGUAAACACUGAUGAGGGGGAAGCGAUGGCCCAGUGCAGCCUAUCCCUGGAGUCCCUCAGACUGGAAGAGCGAAAUGAGUCAUCCCUUUCAGAGGAAUCCAGCAGCUGGGAUGAGUGGGACACAGACCUGGAGGCUGAAGAGACAGAGAAGAAUAACAAGGAAAUGUCCACUGCUGAUAUAUACUUACGAGCCUGUCGGAUGGUGGGUGUGGUCCCUGUCUCUUAUUUCCUGCGGAAUCUGGGCAGCACCACCCUUAAUCUUAACCACCAUGGCCUGGGACCUCUGGGGUGCAAGGCACUGGCCAUUGCCUUAGUAACUGACAUGCAGAUCGCAACUCUGGAGCUGGAGGAUAAUUAUGUGUUGGCUGAAGGGGUGCGACAUCUUGUGGAAAUGCUGAAAUCAAAUAUCACCAUUCAGAAUCUGAAUCUCUCCAACAAUCACCUCCAGAGUGAAGGAGCUGAACACAUCACUAAGAUGCUUUUAGAAAACAUUUCCAUCAAAUCAAUUAAGCUCUCAGGUAACAAGUUCAGAGAGGAUGAUGGAAAAAACUUUUCUGAUGCCUUGUCGAAUAACUACAGGGUAAAAGAGCUGGACCUGAGUCACAAUGAAUUCCGCGAAAGAGGCGGAGAGCAUUUGGGUCACAUGUUAGCAAACAACGAAGGGCUGGAAGUGCUGAACCUGAGCUGGAAUCACCUGCGUAUGAAAGGGGCUGUGGCUCUGUGUGCUGGGCUUAAAGUGAAUAUGACUCUGAAACACCUGGACCUGUCCUGGAACGGUUUCGGCAAUGAGGGGGCCCUGGCACUGGGGGAGGCCCUCAAGUUUAACAACACCCUGGUGCACCUGGACCUCAGCUACAACCGCAUUACCAAUGAGGGGACGGGCAUGCUGUGCAAGGGCCUGGAGGCCAAUGACACGCUCAGAGUGCUGCAGCUGGCCUACAAUUCACUGACAGUAGAGGGUGCUCUAGCUCUAAUCACUGUUGUGAGAAACACACCCAAAUCAGCCCUGGAAGAGAUCAACAUCUCUAACGUGCUUGUGAAUGAAAACUUCGUACAGUUGUUGGAAGUCACUUGCCAGGAACACCCCAGUCUAGAAGUGCAUUAUGGGGGUGUCGGUGGAUUCAUCGCCAAGAAGCCCCCCAAACGUCCCGACCCCAUGAAAGUCAUCCAGGAUUACCUCGAUGUACGCAAGCUGCGCCUCUGGGACUUCUUCCGGAACAUCGAUAAGGAUGGGACCAUGCGUGUGCCUGUCUCUGACUUCAGGAGGGCAGUGCAGCAAUCUAGUAUUCCUCUGGAUCGCUACCAGAUUGAGGAGCUGAUUCACAGACUUGAUAGAGAGCGGACUGGCAUGGUUGACUACAGAGGCCUGGCCGACACCAGGAAGCAGAUGAUGCGUGACCACCGUCGGCAGCUACGGAAGGUGGAGUCACGGCAGAAGAAGGAGAAGCAGAAGAGCGAUCGCAUCCUGAAGACCUUCCAGAGUGCGGUGGAAGCAAGUACGUCGCACGGUUCCUUAGUCAUGUCACCAGGGGGGACCAAAGAGGACUCGAGUGGACCGCAGUUUUCGGCCACACCCCUCAGCUCCUGGCACCACGUGGUCAUGUCCAACAGCAGCCACUACUCCGUGACAAACUUGAGUAGUGAGCACGUCCACUUGCCUCUGAUUGGGGGAGCCCCAAACUCCCGCUCUCUCAGCUCCCCCGCAGUACGCUCCUACUCUCAGCCCAACCUGCUGACAGACACCACACACUCCCCAUCUGCCAAGCCUACCUCUGCCCUGGGAGUGCACUCCAGCUCGAACCCUGAUGUCGACCAAUUGAAGCUGAGCCCCACAGCCAACCACUUGACCAGAUCUAGGCCAGCUCUCACGACCAAGCAAAAAAAAUCCAAAGUCAAAACCACAAAGACAAAGAGAAAGAAGGCAAAGAAACAUUUGGAUAAGACACCAAAUUGAGCAUGAGAAAGUCUGACUGGCAAAAUGCUGAAUUUCAUGUAUAUCAUGAUAUAGCCUGGAGGAUGAACACUUCCUACAUUGUGCAUUGUACCAGCACAUUCCACUUUAAAUUUGAUGACAUUUUGUCUGUUUUUGUGAUGUGAAUACUGUCAUUCAGAGGCUUGUCUGAA
Anguilla anguilla (European eel) is the source of this 2346-nucleotide messenger RNA. Its product is annotated as leucine-rich repeat-containing protein 74A. The record is from RefSeq and is a predicted model, not a curated record. The transcript has 15 exons. Gene Ontology annotation, molecular function: protein binding; calcium ion binding. NCBI's taxonomy places the organism in Eukaryota, Metazoa, Chordata, Actinopteri, Anguilliformes, Anguillidae. The coding region runs from base 197 to 2176 and encodes 659 amino acids.